Chironomus riparius is the source of this 1356-nucleotide messenger RNA. NCBI's taxonomy places the organism in Eukaryota, Metazoa, Arthropoda, Insecta, Diptera, Chironomidae. The record is from the annotation of a GenBank genome assembly.
UUUAAGCAGUAAACAAAAGAUGUGACUUCUGAUGCUCAGCGACAAACUUGUUUUUCACAUUAUUAACGGGAAAGUUGCCGUUGAGUUGAGAAUUUUUUUUAUUCACAUUUUUACUCAGUGUUGUAUGCGAACAUUACCGAGAGUAAUUAUGAAAGGAUUUGUGAUUUUAGCAACAAUAGCAUUUGCAUUAGUUACACAUGUUGAGUCUAAAGCUCCAUACCAGGUUUCCAUCAUGCUGAAGGAAUCAACACCAGGGACCAAUGCAAACCAAUUUUAUCUAUGCAAUGGCAUCAUAAUUCAUGAAAUGUACAUACUAACAACAGCAAAUUGUUUAUAUAUCCCCGUCAUGAAAACAAAUUUUAGCGCAAAACUGAUGGCCACCGAUAUUACCGUUGUUGCCGGUUUACGAAAUUCGAGCAAUAGUACACUUUAUCGUAAUGUGGUUUCAAUAAUUCCGCAUCAUAAAUUCAGCAAGACAACAUACGAUAACGACAUAGCGGUGUUGAAGCUUGAUAUGGCUCUUCCAUUGGCAAACAAUACGGAAACACAGUGGUUGGAUAUUGCAACCAGUAGAGAUGCUGUUGGAACUACUGAAUCAUGCUUUGCUACCGUUUUUAACAACUCACAGAAAAAUGGAGGACUUUAUUCAAUUUCAAAAAGACCCUCGAACCUUCAACAUUCAAUUUGUGCUGAUAUAAAUGAUACAGCGUUAAUUCGGGAAAUGGAUUUGUGUCUGGAAUAUUUCAUGUCCGAUAGUACAGCAUGCAAUAUUUCAUCCAUUAGCUUGAAAUACUCGAAUGAUCGUGGCACAGCUUAUGUUUGCAACAAUAAAUUAGUGGGAUUGUUGACUGACGUCAAUCCACCAAAGAAUGCUGAAAAAUGCUUUUUGAACCAGCAAACGACAGCUUACUAUAUAAAUGUUACAAUGUAUCUUGACUGGCUAUUGGAAGCGACAGAAGAAGUUCAAUUUGAUAAAAAUCGUACAGUUAUUGCACCACCAUCUAUACCAAGCUGGGUUAGUUCAACAGAAUCACCAGUUCUUCCACCAAUUCAUCCAUCCACAUCGAAGCCAAAUGCAGCUGCUAGAAAUUUAUUUAGUUCCAUUUGUUUUAUUGGAUUAUUGAUGAAUAUUUUUAUGUUUGGAAUGAAGUUUGCAUAACUUUAAGGGGUGCAUAAAAUGUAUGGAGACAAUGCAGUGGCGUAGCUAGUAUAUUUUGGAUGCUCUGUUUCCAUCUAAUAUUUAAAGUAUCAUAUGCUAUGACAAUCACAAAGGUAAAGUCACCAUCUCCUAGCUACACCAUCAUCCCAUAGAAAAUAAAUGAAAUAAAGUUUUUUUUUCUUUGACUUCAAAACUAA